AAACCAUAUCCGAACCAAGGACUGAAAAAAAAACUAAACAACCGAACUGCAUCGGCGAGUUAUGGUUUUUUCAUUUUUUCUCACGCCCCUAGAUGGUGUACAUUGGUUUGGACUUUGGAGUAUUCCAAUAAAUUUCAAAGCGAAUAAUUGAAUAGAAACAAAAAGAGAGAGAUUGUUCUGUCCAACCUUUGUUUGUCUCUCCAAACGCAUCAGAGCAAGAAAUAUCUGGAUUUUAAGCUCUCAACUGUGAAGGGAGAAUGGUGUUUGAAGAGUUUGAACACAUCUAUGGUGAACCCAAAGCGGAAUGGGCAAAUAAAUCAAAUUCGGAAUCAGUUCCAUUACGUCGAUUCUUGAUGCAUGUUUUUGCUCCUGAUUACUAUCAUCUCAAAAUUCAUGUAACUGAUUAUCACUCUAACACUUUCGAGGCCGUUAAAUCGGUUAUGCAGCUUGAGGACAUGAGGGAUACCAUUGGAGUUGGCGGCUCCUGGUCCGAAUUUGUUGACUACAUCAUAGCUUCUGUUAAAUCUGAAGAUGUAAAGCUUGUUUUGGAGAAAAAUCCAGACUCAGGUCUAGCAUCUGCAAAAUUAGUUGCUCAGAAAUCAAAAGGAAUGCCCGUGAUCUCCUUUUCUAUGACAAAUCUUGUGGACUCUGCUGCAAAUGAUGCUAUGGAAAAUAUAUCUUUUGGGCUCUUCAAGGCAUUGAAAUGCAUGCAAAAUUUGACAGUGCAAGGUUGUCUUCUCCUUUUCUUUUAUAUGAAGUCACUAGCUCUUUUUCUCAUCAUUUUCUCUUUUUCUCAUCAUUUAAUCUCCUAUUAGGAAAAGUAAGGGUCA
This is a messenger RNA of Jatropha curcas, 830 nucleotides long. Lineage: Eukaryota; Viridiplantae; Streptophyta; Magnoliopsida; Malpighiales; Euphorbiaceae. The record is from RefSeq and is a predicted model, not a curated record.